AUGUCCCCCUCCUCCCCGAGCCAGAUGCCUCCGAAGACAGCGCCCGUGUCUCCUGCUCCGCCCGUCCCGCCGAGGAGACUCCGGGGUCGGGAUGGAGGUUCUGGCAGGACGCGUCGGGUCGGAGGAGCGGAGAGGCGAGUGAAGUGUGUCCUGGUGGGAGACGGAGCUGUGGGCAAAACUAGUCUGGUGGUCAGCUACACCACCAACGGAUACCCCACCGAAUAUGUCCCCACUGCCUUUGACAACUUCUCGGCAGUGGUAUCAGUGGAUGGGCAGCCGGUCAAGCUUCAACUCUGUGACACAGCUGGGCAGGAUGAGUUUGACAGGCUGCGUCCGCUCUGUUAUACCAGCGCAGACGUCUUCCUGCUCUGCUUCAGCGUGGUCAACCCAGUGUCCUUCCAGAAUGUCCCUGAGAAGUGGAUCGCCGAGAUACGAAGACAUGCCCCUUUCGCACCGCUUGUCCUUGUUGGGACUCAGUGUGACCUCAGAGAAGAUGUCAAGAUUUUGAUAGACCUUGCUAAGUACAGAGAGAGACCCGUUGAUCCAGCGGAUGCUAGGGACUGUGCAGCUGAGAUCGGAGCUGUGGCCUACGUGGAGUGCUCGUCGCUAACCCAGAAGAACCUGAAAGAAGUGUUCGACACAGCCAUACUGGCCAGCCUGCAGAAUCACAGCUCCCAGAAGCGCCCGAGAGGGAAACAGAAACGUCGAACAAAGCAAAUGCAGACACCUGACAAGAUGAAGAGUUUGUCCAAAUCGUGGUGGAAAAGGUACUGCUGUGUGGCGUGA
Messenger RNA from Nerophis lumbriciformis (worm pipefish), 786 nucleotides. The record is from RefSeq and is a predicted model, not a curated record. Lineage: Eukaryota; Metazoa; Chordata; Actinopteri; Syngnathiformes; Syngnathidae.